Messenger RNA from Chrysemys picta bellii (western painted turtle), 287 nucleotides. The record is from RefSeq and is a predicted model, not a curated record. NCBI's taxonomy places the organism in Eukaryota, Metazoa, Chordata, Testudines, Emydidae.
GUACUGCUGUGCAAUGGGAAAUGUUUGUCCACCUGGGAUAUGCAGGUGACAUAUGGUUCCCGGAUCCCACCCCCCUUCUGUUCAAAGGUUAUUGGUGAACUGAACGGAAACAAUAUAGAGGAUGUCAUUGCUCAGGGUAACGGCAAACUUGCCAGCAUGCCAGUUGGUGGAGCUGUAGCAGUCUCAGCUGGACCAGGUUCUGCUGCUCCUGCUGCUGCUGAGGAGAAGGAGGAAUCUGACAACGACAUGGAAUGUGGCCUAUUUGACUAAACUUUUGCUACAGAAGC